AUGCAUCCGAUUCGACCACCGAUUCCGCCCAAACCGAGGCUUCUCAGCGUGCCACACAAUCGGGACUUGCGCGACAGUGGUAUUUCCGUAUCGGACGACCCAGCCGCAUCGAUGGAUUCGCUCCGGCCAACGAUUAGCACCUCCGAUACGAGCUCCACACUGGGUACGCCGAGUGCUGUGCGGCAAUUAGCGACUCAGUUCGAAACGAUCGCACUGCGCCGCGGCAGUCCCAGUCUGCAGCGAACGACCGGUGAGGAAGGUAAAACACCACCCGUGCCACGGAAACCAUCCACCACGCAGCUGAUGCAGAGGCUCCAAACGAAUGUCGAGAGGACUCUGGCCAUUGCUCCAAAAGCUCCCUGCCUUCCAAUUCUGCGUUUGCCGCACGAUCGAACGCAGCUUUCACGCAGUGCGAGCAGUAUCGCGGAAAGGAUAUACGAUACCGUUUACGAGAGAAAACAUUCGGAACAUCACAAACAAAACCCUGUUGAGGCAGUCUACGAAGAAUUAGAUGAUCCAACCUUAACCGAUGGCUAUUCUUCGUUUGAGUCGUCCACUGAUGAUGAAGAUGAAACAGGAAAGGAAGGAAAGAUCGAUAGAAACAAGUACUACUACUCGAUAACUCCGGACAUUGAAGUGACCGACUACGACACAACUAACCCUGUCGAUCAUAUUAGAAAAGUGAUCACCGAACUGAUCGAGAAGGAACAGAAGUACAUUGAAACGCUUGACCAGGGCAUUCGUAACUACGUACCAGCUAUGUACGCCCAAACACUGCCAGCAGCACUACGCGGCCUAAGAAACACUAUUUUCAUCAACCUCGAAGAAAUACUACGCACCCACAGGGACCAACUGCUGCCCGAUCUGGAGCAUGCGGUAGAUCUGUCAUCCACGUCGGAACUCAACAGUGGCCGAAUGGCGGAAAAUAUUGCCGAAGUGUUUUUGAGCUAUAUCGAGAACGAUCGGUUCUACUGCUACGUUCAGUUCGCGAUGCAUCAAGCUGACUCGGAAACGUUACGAUUACGGUACUACGAUUACUUCCGCAAGAUUCAGCACGAUAUUGACGAUAAGCUGGGACUGAACAGUUUGAUGCUACAACCGAUACAGCGAUUACCGCGAUACAAGCUGCUGCUGAACGAGAUGGUAAAGGACUUGCUAAAGGACGGAAACAAAACGUGCACGAUGAGUCGAAGGACGGCCAUACUGUGCAAGGUUGACAAGCGGCUUAGUAUACUGAUCGAACGCGUCAAUCAGGCCAUCAAUGUGCACGACAUCCGUCAGUGUAGUGGUAGUCAGGUGACGACAAACGCCAACUUAAAGCACGGAUCGGACAUACCGCUGUCAUUGAUACUUCAACCGGAAGGCAAUCGAAAUCCGGCUCGAGAUACUCCUAUAAAUCUCCUCUACCAGGGCAAGUUCCAGCGGCUGUUUCUAGUCGACAUCUACGAUACAAACGUUCGCCGGAAGUAUAGUGGAAAGCUGUUUGCAUUCGAAAAACUACUCCUCUACGUUGAAAUACAGCGCGAUCGGUUGGAGUACCGCGGUCACUUCAGCGACAGUGAGGUGUGCUAUCUUGAGGAAGGUAACCGUCUUAUCCUUUACACUGGUCCACGUGGUACGCACGAAAUCAUCAUACAAUCAGACACCAACACGGAACUACAACCGCUAGUGGCAACCGUACACACGAUGACAAGGGCUGUGAUAUACGAUACGGUUAAAACUGACGACCGUACAUCGCCGGAUAUGCUGAAGGAAGCGGAAGAAGAUGAGCAGGAUCUCCCAACAUCCAACGAUGCGAGCCAUAGUUGGGAUGAGCAGAAGCUAACGGCGUCCUUGGUCGAGGCCCAACGACGAUUUCUUGAGGUGUUGAAGGCUAAAGGACGCUUCUAUCUGGACACACUCAGUUCGGAGGGAAAGACGAAGUUAACACAUUUCAUCAGUGCUUUCAAAGCUAUUGUGGAACUUCAUCAAGCGAUCUUGCAAGACAUUGCCGAACCUCACGCGGAUCCAGAUAAAAUUUGUCAAUGUUUUGACCGUUACUUAAAGACUGACGUUUUCGACCCGUACUUCGUUUACCUGCGUGAGUUCCGGAAAGCUACAAAGUGGAUCAAGCACAGCCAAACCCCUUCGAACUGCAACAGUCGCAAGGUCAACCAGUUCACGUUCCUUUGCAUCGAACACAUGCAGGAGUACAGCCGCUACUUUAACGUACUCAUUGUCAAAUACUCUGAAAACAGUACGCUCAACAUCCCCAUUGAUAAGGAGCUUUUUCAACGUUUAGCGUACGUGCUGGUACAUCUAAACGCGUUCCGGAAUAACCUAGCGAUCAACUAUGAGCUUUUCGUGAUCGAUGAACAGGCAUCUGCUUAUGGAUUAGUGUGCCACAACGAACGUGUCGCGAUUAUCAAUCCUCCACACGCUGCCGAUGCCGGCUCGUGUCGUUUGUUCGUAUGUGAAAAGGCGGCCAUCUGCGUUAAGGUGCAGGAUGUUAAUGAGCAUGAACAGCAAGUGGAACGAUUCGUGAAGGUUCUAUUCUUUGACCGCUUUCAAGGUCGUGGAGCGCCGAUGCGUAUGCGCAAAAGCAAACGUCAACUGCAGCGACUGAAUUUCCUGAUCGAUGGGUUAAAGUUUCGGAUAGAUUUCGAUAGUACGCAGGCUCAGAACACGUUUUUCAGCAGCUACGUGAACCAGUACACCAUGUAA
Molecule: messenger RNA, 2703 nt
Organism: Anopheles marshallii
Lineage: Eukaryota; Metazoa; Arthropoda; Insecta; Diptera; Culicidae
Exons: 7
Coding region: 1-2703 (900 amino acids)
Biological process (GO): axon guidance
Cellular component (GO): cytoplasm
Molecular function (GO): guanyl-nucleotide exchange factor activity
Source: RefSeq, a predicted model, not a curated record